Choloepus didactylus (southern two-toed sloth) is the source of this 3390-nucleotide messenger RNA. RefSeq names its product zinc finger protein 782-like. Gene Ontology annotation, biological process: regulation of DNA-templated transcription. The transcript is spliced from 4 exons. Bases 156 to 650 code for a protein of 164 amino acids. The record is from RefSeq and is a predicted model, not a curated record. NCBI's taxonomy places the organism in Eukaryota, Metazoa, Chordata, Mammalia, Pilosa, Megalonychidae.
UGACAGCAGAGUUCAAGUUUAAUCCUUAACCUCUGCGAGCUCUGAGAGAACCUGAAUAAACUAAACCUUUAAGAAUAUCUUCCCCCCGGCAAACCCUCCAAAAAACGGAAAUAGUGAAGAGGCUCUUCAAAGAGGGACUCGAAGAUUUGUGGGAAAUGUUGUCUGGAUCGGUACUGACACAUCGCGCAGCCCUCUGGGAACGAAAGGUUACGUUUCUUCUGCGCAUGUGCAGCGGAAGCCAAGCUGCCUUGUUUCUCUCAGACUUAGUGAGAAGCCCUUCGAGUCCCGGGAAGUCAUUUGAGUCGCGUCACGGAAUGGAGGCUGCGCACGUGGGAUUGACCAGAAAUGUGCUGUUACAGGCAUCAGUGUCAUUCAAGGACGUGGCUGUGGAGUUCACCCAGGAGGAGUGGCAGCACCUGGGCCCUGCUCAGAGGACCCUGUACAGAGAUGUGAUGCUGGAGAACUGCAGCCACCUCGUCUCAGUGGGGUACUGCUUUACAAAACCAGAACUGAUCCUGGCAUUGGAACAAGAAGAGCCACGGUUAUUAGAAGGAUUUCUAAACAAGAGCUACACAGAUGGUGGUGGCUUGAGAAACACUAAGCUGAACAUCAUCACCAAAGGAAGGUGUACACUGGACUUGGUGGAGUGACAGAAAGAGCCUGACCUCUGAAAACUUAACAUACUGGGUCCCGAUUCCAUCAUUACAACUGUGCAGUCUUGGCCAUUUUGCUUAUACUUUCAGAACUUUAGUUAUUUUCUCUCUGAAUUUGAGAUAAUGUCUGUUUCUUAAGUUUGUUUUGAAAACAGUAAAAAACUUAUAUUUAUAAAAAUUGCUUGGGAAAUAGCUGUCCUAUAAAUAUUCAUUUUCCUCCUCUCUCCUUCCCCCAUUCAAAAGUUGCCAAGCCGGCUAGUUUUGUAUUUACCUUGGCUGCAAUUCAGCAAGUCACUUUCCAUCUUUGUGAUUGUUUUCCUUGCACCACUCUGAAGUCAGCUGGUCAACCGUGUGUUUGUGGAGAGCCUUUUUUGAGCGCCUGGAGGUCAGGGAUGCUAGAAAAUCUCAUGAUACAGUCCAGCCCUCAAAGUGUGUAUAGUCUAAAUCAUGAAACACAUUCAGACUCUACAAAUCUGUGAAUGAUCAGAGGCUAUGAGAUGGGAGAGAUUACAGGAGUGGUCAUAGGUCAUGAAAGGGGAGCAGGAUGUCAUCACAGGUGGGCUCAGAGCUUCAACCUGACAGAUGAGAUUUGAACAAAUGGGCAGGGUCAGGAAAGGCAUCUAGGCAGAGAGUGACAGGAGCAAAGGUCCAGAUGGGAUGGGGACAGGAGCAAAUUUGUGGGGACAGCAAAUAGGUUAUGAUAAAAGUUAUGCAAAAUCAAAUUGGGUAAGAGUUUUGGGAAAACACCAAAAGAAGACAAACUUCUACUAAAAUAUUUGAAUUUCCCUAUAAGUACAUUUUCCUGUGAUAAUCAAAAAUUUAAGAUAAGAAUAAGAGGCAAAAGGACAAAAAAAUUAAAAAACAAAAAUAAUAAAAAGAAUAAGAUAUUAGACGUCCUUCUGAUUUGUUUUAUACUUACACUGAUGAGGGCAAUAUUUCCUUGUAGAUUUCCUUUGACAAUUGUUGAUAACAUUGUCUGUGGAAAUGAUUUUACCUAAAACCUCUUUUCAGAGAGGUGUGAUUUUGAAGAGACUGUCAUGAUUACCCCCCUCCACUCACUGUGAUCAGCCUGCAAUCUGUCCUAAGGGAAGGAUGAAUUGGUGUGAAUACCCUUUGCCCAAAUCCUUCCAACUGCACUGACGUUUCAGGAGAGGAAAUACAGGAGGAGGGAGGAAAGAACAGGGAGUAAGCAAACAGAUAUGGGAGAAAGGGAAAUGAAAAUUAUUUUAUACAGGAUUGUAUGAAUGAGAGGAAGAAAUUGAAGUAGAGAAAGUGGCAAGCAUUCAUUUAAUAAAUAAAAUGUGACUAUUUUUAUAUGAAUAGCAAAGCCAAUAAAUACACACAAUUGAGCGCUGGUUCUUCUGCCACCCAGUGCUUUAGCAGCAAAUGUGCAUCCAGUGAUUCUUGCUGUCUAAGGAAUAUGGAGUUGCCUUUUUUCCAGAUUACAAGCUAAAGGGCUGACUGUAGAGAAAAUUUCCAAGUAAAUAGAGAUUUUUUUUCAAGACUCCCCAUCACUCUUUAUUUUUAAAUUCUCCCCUUAAUCCUGCUACCCAACCUCCAUACUCUUUAGUGCACUAACCAACCACUUUUUAGAACCCACUCAAGUUGUUGCCUUAGGUGACACAGUUUAAAUUUAUGCUUUAGGAAUUUGGGGAAGAUGGCAGUGGUGGUGGCAUAGUUUUUUAAUCUCCUUAAAUAUCUAUAAAUCUGAACAGAGCAACUAGAUAGCAAAACCAACAGCCAGUAGGCAACAUUCAUAAUAAAACACAGUGAUAGGAUAUCCCCACAAAGUCCAAAAUAACUAGUUGGGAGUGCAGAGAGACAAACCAACAGCUGUAAUUAUUAGCUCCUGUGCAGGAGGAAGCAGAGUGGUAUAAUAUGGCUUCUGAUGGACCUGAGAGCAAAAAGAGAAAACCCCGAAGUGUCACAAUGUGUUCACUGACAGGCCUAUUUGAGUGUGAAACUGAGUCUCAGAGGUAAGGUGUCCAGUGCAAUAGUAUAAGGGAGCCAUGGGGAGGUAUGAAGAGGUUGGAGGAACUGAUCCCUCAAGCAUUCCCAAACCUACCAGGACAGGGCACCACACUGAGAGGAAACUCCUGGGAGUGGAAUCCAAAUUGAGCAGAAUAGGGACAACAGAAAUGAAGGAAAGAGAAGGUCCAAAACAAAGUGGAGGAGGGGAUCUGAGUCAGGAGAUCCCACAGUGGGAAACAUCAUUAUUUUAACACUGCACAAAAACAACAGGAGACAGAGUUCUGUAAAGUAAUAGAAACGCCUCCUUUCCAAAUGUUCAUAAAAACUAAUUUCACAUUAAAAUAAACAAAAGAAAACUAUUGAGGCCAAUCCUAUGUAGAGUUAUUUUUAAAAACAGAUUGAGGAACAGAAUAACAUCUCUGUAGACAAUGAAAGCACACUGGAAAGACAUGCCUAUGAAACUGAUAAAAAUUGUAACCCCCUACUUACAAAACAAGAUUAAAUCUUUAAUAAAAUAACAGGACAUAAAACAGGACAUAGAACAACAAAAAUAAGAAUUAGAAAAAUUCAGAAAUGAUCUAACAGACUCACAAAAGAAUUAUAAAAAACCAUUACACAUAUGAAGUACAAAUGAGAAUGAACUGAACAAUGAAUUAACCCAAAACAUAAUUAUUUAAGAAUGGUGCAGUCACUAUGGGAAACUGUAAAAAAAACACCAAAAAAAAAAAAAAAAAAACCUGAAAAAUUUUUGGUUGUUCCUCAAAAA